GGGGAAUGCCAAGUUGGUUUCCCCCCGUUGUCCUCUAUUCUCGUGGGACUAAUGAAACAGUAUUUCUGCCCUACAGACAUAAUCUGAUCCAGCCAGGCUGGCUGGCUGACAACGCGUGGGUGAAGAAAUGAAUUACCCAAGGUCAUUUUACUACAAGGCGCGCCACGACUCAUCCACGGAGCCCUUCGGCUUUUGCCAUGGGGUUUGGGGCGGCGAAUGUGAUUCCAGCCCUGACAAACGCCCCCCCCAUCAGCUCUCGUCCCUGCCUGGGGGGAGAUGUGGGGGGAGGUCGGAAGGCGGCACACGCGAGAUCUCCGGUCUCUACUGGCUGCUAGUGCUCCUGGUGCGCCGGAGAAGGGAAGGGGGGAGCGGAGCCAAGCGGGAGGGCCAGGCGGGCAGGAGGAGGCGGAGCUGGGCCUGGCGGUGGUGCAUUGUCUGCCGGGCUUAACCCCUCGCGUGCUGCGAGCCGUGCAGGGGGGCAUGGAGACGGUAAGGGGUGGCAGCGCAGGGCGGGCGAGGGGCUGGGGAGGAAAGGGGGAGCCUUCGCCGGAAGGCACCCGGCUGCGCACAGUACCAAGGGACCUUGGGGAAGGCCACGCCGUACGCUGCCCCGGGAGCGGGAGAAGGGACAAAGAUCCUGGCAAGGGGGGGGCCUGGCAACGAGGCUCAGGUCUCCAGGCCCGGGCAUCGGGCAAGGGGGCCCUCGCGGAAGGCGCGCCCCGAAGCUGCUGCGCUUGUGCGCUCUGGCCGGGGCUGCGAGAUGUUGGGUUUAUGGAGAGCGCGCUCCCUCUGCCCCGGCAUGCGGAGAUGAGGGAGCCCAGCGAAAAGCAAGAAUUUGGGAGGUACAAGGAGGCUACGGAGACCUCGAGAUUCCUGUAGGGAAGGACCUGCGGUUCCAAGGUGCGAAGAGGAAGGUGUAAGCAUGUGGCCCCGAUCCUUCCCAAGCGCGAUCCUUUGCAGAGAGGGGGCCGCUCCCUUUAGGCCCCGAGCGGACCUGCGGGAUGUGCGUGUCCCUGGGGCAUGCGCGUGGCACCGUAAACCUAAGCGGGCUCAGUUUUCCUUCCCAGCUUCGGUUCCGCCACAAGAUUUCCCCUGGGUCACGCCAUACAUUCAGAACACUCCAAUGCCACCUUAACAGUCCUGGAGAAUCCUGGGAACUGUAGUUUGUCGAGGGUGCUGGAACAUGUAGUUCUGCGGGGCCAGCAGCCUUGACAAACUACAGUUCCCAUGGUUCUUUCUUUUGGGGGGAGAGCCCAAAAAAGAGUGAUACAAGAGUAGUUUCAAGGUAUGGUGCAGGAGUGGCCUUGGUAUGACAAAGAGUCUAACUUGGAGACUUGUUUUUUUCUAGGUGUGAUUUACAUUGUUUUAUCUUACCCUCUGCAUACAUGCGUCAUUCUCACUACAACCCUGAAGGGCGAGCUCUGAUUCGCCUUUAUGCCAAGCUACAAUUCCCAGGAUUUUUUGUGGGAGUUAACAGUGGUAUAAGGCUGCUUUAAAGUUAUGGUGUGGGUGCUAAAUGCCUUCCUGCUGGCUUGCCCUUUCCUCUCUCAUCCCUGUGUCUGUAAGUGUCAGAGAGGGAGAGAGGGAUGCUGCUUCUACAGCCCAGUAGCACCAGACCUCUACAGGAGGACCCCUUUACUACCUUAUCUGGCAAAAUCUUUAUCCAGGCCAGAGCUAGCAGUGUGGGAGCCUCACCCAGGUUUGUCCCCAUCUACUGACACGCUCUUCUCUCCCAUGCAGAUGGAAUCGGUACCCUACCCAGGCUUCCCAGUGGAUGCUGAAAACAAUGGACCCUUUCCUCUCGAGGAGGACGAUCCCAGCGUCCCAAAGUACAAUCCGCUUUCUUUCUCCUUUUCCUUUCCUUACCUUUAUAAACCCAAUGAGGGCUGCUCAAUUCUUUGCCCAUUUACCUGGGAGUGAGUGAACUCAGCUGGGUCUUUCUUCUGGGGAAACAUGUGCAAGACCAGGCUGUGUGACACUUAACAGUCCUGGGGUUGCAUAUGCUCUGAUGUCCAUGUGGCACUUGAGACUUCGAUGUGGCACUUUUGCAAUAACUCUGGUCUUGGCAGGUGGUGGUGGUUGUAGAACUGCGUGCCCAAGGAAGAUUGGCCUCUCCCAAUUCCCUGGGCACCUCCCCUCAUUCCACAAACAUGGGGCCACCACCGAAAAGGCUCCGUCAUGGGCCACCAUCAACCAGGCAGGGCCCUGUGAAGACACCACCACUAAGGCCUCGCCUGCCGAUUGCAGUGUUUGGGGUGGUUGAUCUAGGCAUCAUUUGUGCAAUGCAGAAAGGAGAGUAACUUGGGAGAAAAUGACAAGUGUUCUUCUGGUCAAUGUAGGUCUUUGAUUCACAGGCUCAGGGAACCCACAUUUCAGUGUGAACAUCCACUUUGUGAAAAAAACUAAAGGACUUUUGGGCCACCCCAACCCUUGGGAUUUUUAUGUAUUUUUAAUGGGCAUGUGAGAUUUGUGUGAGGAAGGUUCUGUAAGGAUGCCCUGUCUAAAUGGCUUGUCCUUUAGGUUCGCAGUCGUCAAACCACAUUUCCCCUGGAUGGAGCACGGGGAGGAGAUGCAGCUACCAGAGCCGGGAGAGAGGCAGGAGCUGACGGUGGUCAACGCAGGUAAGGAGCAAUGGCUUGCUUGCACAGAGGGGACAAUGCGGUCUAGCGGUUAGAACUUUGGACUUUGGGGAAAUCAAGCUCUACAUCCCCACAUGGCCAGGACGCUCACGGGGGUGACUUUGGGCUGGGUGGUCUUAGGCCUGCGAUGAUUUUGUUAUACAGGUGAAACUCAAAAAAUUAGAAUAUUGUGGAAAAGUUCAUUUAUUUCAGUAAUUCAACUUAAAAGGUGAAACUAAUAUAUGAGAUAGACUCAUGACAUGCAAAGCGAGAUAUGUCAAGCCUUUAUUUGUUACAAUUAUGAUGUUUAUGGUGUACAGCUGAUGAAAGCCCCAAAUUAACAAUCUCAGAAAAUUAGAAUAUUAAAUGAAAUCAGCAAAACAAGGACUGCAAAUAGAGCAAUAUUGGACCUCUGAGAAGUAGAAGCAUGCACAUGUACUCAGUACUUGGUUUGGGCCCCUUUUGCAUCAAUUACUGCCUCAAUGCGGCGUGGCAUGGAUGCUAUCAGCUUGUGGCACUGCUGAGGUGUUAUGGAAGACCAGGAAGCUUCAGUAGCAGCCUUCAGCUCUUCUACAUUGCUCGGUCUCAUGUCUCUCAUCUUUCUCUUGGCAAUGCCCCAUAGAUUCUCUAUGGGGUUCAGGUCAGGUGGGUUUGCUGGCCAAUCAAGCACAGUAAUCCCAUGGGCAUUGAACCAGGUUUUGAUACUUUUGGCAGUGUAGGCAGGUGACAAAGUCCUAUUGGAAAAUGAAAUCAGCAUCCCCAUAAAGCUCGUCUGCGGAAGGAAGCAUGAAGUGCUCCAAAAUCUCUUGGUAGAUGGCUGCAUUGACCCUGACUUAAUGAAGCACAGUGGACCAACACCAGCUGAUGACAUGACUCCCCAAAUCAACACAGACUGUGGAAACUUCACAUUGGACUUCAAGCAUCUGGCAUUGUGUGCCUCCCCAUUCUUCCUCCAGACUCUGGGUCCUUCGUUUCCAAGUGAGAUGCAAAAGCUGCUCUCAUCAGAAAAGAGAUUUGGGGAGCCAUGUCAUCAGCUGGUGUUGGUCCACUGUGCUUCAUUAAGUUGGGUGGCUCCCAACAGAGUAUUAAAAACACAAUAAAACAUCAUACAUAAAAACUUCCCUAAACAGGGCUGCCUUCAGGUGUCUUCUAAAAAUCAGAUUUAUUUCCUUGACACCUGAAGGGAGGGCUUUCCAGAGGGAGGGUGCCACUACUGAGAAGCCCCCUUUGCCUGGUUCCCUGUAGCCUCACUUGCCUACACGCUCCUGUGACAAUAGGCCUGAUCCAGCACAGCACUUCUUCACGAUCUUCCUUUCUCCCACCAGGUUCUGACACACCAAGUGAGGAAGAGGAGGAAGUGGUGGAAGGUGCUGAGGAGCAAGGGGCCUCGACUUGCCUGGAGAGUUGGGACUGGGGCCAAUCAGCAACAGGAGAGAAGGACGCGGAGGCCUCUGUCACCAUAGACCCUCGGCCGUUCCGCUGCUCGGAGUGUGGCAAGGGCUUUGCCCAGAGCUCAAACCUGGUGAAGCACCAGAGGAUCCACACCGGGGAGCGCCCGUUCCGGUGCCCCGAAUGCGGCCGCGGCUUCAGCUGGAGCUCCUCACUGGCGGAGCACCUCAAGGCGCACGGCGGGCGCCGCCCCCACGCCUGCGGCGAGUGCGGGAAGCGCUUUGCCCGGGGCUCUACGCUCGCGGAGCACCAGCGGGUGCACACGGGGGAGAAGCCUUUCCGGUGCCACCAGUGCGGGGCCCGUUUCUCACAGAGCUCCACCCUGGCGCACCACUUGCGCACACACUCGGGCGAGCGUCCCCAUGCCUGCCCUGACUGCGGGAAGCGGUUCGGGCGCAAGUCCACCCUCGUCACUCACCUGCGGACCCACACCGGCGAAAAGCCCUACCUGUGCAGGGAGUGCGGCCGCUGCUUCGGCGUCAGCUCUGACCUGGCCAAGCACGUGCGCAACCAUCGCACCAACGGCAGUGGCUGGGGGAAUGCCGCUGCAGAAGUGCCCUGCCCUACUCCGCUGCCAGCUGCAGAUCGGGGCAGGCAGCAAAAUGAAUAUGCUUCGCUUGAGGGCUCAGAUGCAGGUGGGCAGCAAAAUGACCGUGCAGAGGAGGAGGAAGAGGAGGAAGAGAAAACCUUUAUGUGCUCUGAGUGUGGGGAAGGCUUCGGGCAGAGUUCUGAGCUGACUCAGCAUCAAAAGAUCCAUCUGAGUGAAGUUGCGCACUGCUGCCAUCAGUGUGGAGAAACCUUCCCUGACCAGUCAGAACUAGGCGCCCACGUGGCAAGUCACAGUGUGGAAGAGAAGCCACACAAAUGCUCUGACUGUUAUGCUUGCUUCUCUGAAAACUCUGCCCUCCAGAUACAUCAGAGACUACACCUUGGAGAGUUAUCCCACUUCUGCCACCAAGGAGGAGAGAACUUCCUUGAUAGCUCUGAUUUGGAGGAGCCCCACAGCACCCACAAUGGGAAGCAGAAUCCCUUUGAGUGUCCGGAGUGUGGGGCCCACUUUGCCGAGGCCACUGCUUUGGCCGCACACCAGACAACCCACCUGGAUGUGGAAUCGUUUCCCUGCCCCCAGUGUGGGAAAACCUUCCUUGAUCGUGAUGAGUUGGCCCUUCACCAAGUGAGUCAUGCUGGCAAAGGAGAUGAGGAGGCAGAAGAGAAGCCUUAUAAAUGUACCAUCUGCAGCACUUAUUUCCCGGACAGCAGUGAUCUCCUGGCGCAUAAAGUGAGCCAUGGGGCGGAUGGAAGAUCCCACUCCUGCCACCAGUGUGGCGAAACGUUUCCUAGUGACUCGGAGCUUGCCAUUCACCAGCUGAGCCACACGACAGAGGCCGCCUUAGACAAGCUGUACUCCUGCGCCGUGUGUGGCAAGUCCUUUGCGCUAUUUGCCACGCUGGCGGCGCACGAGCGCACCCACAUGUCAGACGACGAUGCCUACCGGUGCCCGACGUGCGGCGAACGUUUUCCAGACAGCGGCAAGCUGGGGAGGCACCAGCGUCGCCACUUGGGCGAGGAGAGGCCCUUCCGGUGCCCGGCGUGUGGCAAGGGAUUUGUGUUGCUUUCGGGGCUGCGGCAGCACCAACGCGACCCUCCGGCCCGGUGUCCUCAGUGCGGCGAGACCUUCGUGUGGCGCUGCCGACUCACCGAGCACUGCCGCAGCUGCCACCCGGCGGAGCGCCCCUACAAAUGCCCCGAUUGCGGCAAGGGCUUUGCCCAGAGCUCAAAGCUCCUGCGCCACCAGGUGACGCACACCGGCGAGAAGCCGUUCAAGUGCCCCGACUGCGGCAAAAUCUUUAGCCAAAGCUCCAACUUGGCGGAGCACCGCCGCACGCACGCCCCGGGCAAGGCGCACUGCUGCGCGAUCUGCGGCAAGGCUUUCGCCCUGGGCUCCUACCUAGCCAAGCACCAGGCCACACACACGGGCGCCCGCCCUUUCCGGUGCACCGAGUGCGGCAAGGGCUUCCGACAGAGCUCCAACCUCAUCCAGCACCAGCGGACGCACACCGGCGAGAGGCCCUACGCCUGCGCCUCUUGCGGCAAAUCCUUCACCCAGAACUCGCACCUGGUCAAGCACCGGCGAGUUCAUACAGCCGAGAGGCCGUACCGCUGCCCCGUCUGCGGCAAGAGCUUCCGGCAGCGCGGCAACCUGGCUGAGCACCAACACCAGCACGCCGGCACCCGCCCGUACGUCUGUGGCGCCUGCGGGAAGUCAUUCCGGUGGAGCUCCGCUUUUUCCAAACACCAGCGUACUCACCUUGCUCCCUGACCCUGUGAGGAAGGGGAGGGGGGGGAGCAAGAAGUCCUUCCCCCAUAUUGGGCCUUCUCCGAGCACCAACGGACCUUUCUUCCUUUCUCUCAGUUUCCUACAUCUAAACAGGAGAUCCCUUUCUAAGAAUACAGACCAGUGGACUUGGGCUGUGCCCUGAUCCUGAUCUUUCGUCUUAAACUUUGCCCCUUCAAUCUGACGCUGAGUAUAGCCUUCUGCCUCCUGACUCUGAGGCCUGGCCUUCACGCAAACAGGAAACGGAUUUUGAAACUCUAAUGGUGCUGACAGAAUCACCCUUUGCAAACUGAUGGCCCUGCAACUUCAAUUUCCAUCCCCUUCUCUAAAAUCUAAAAUGGUCUUCAUGCUGUUUCUGGGAUUUUUCCCAAGGGAGCAAACCUCGUAGAUUCUUGUCUCGUUCUCUGAGCAUCACUAAUCUUUGUCGUCAUGCCCUGGUUAAUUUUCUAAUUUCUAAUUUCAGACUUCUGAUUCUUAUCUUUAAAUUUCAGCGAUCUGAAUUCAGUCCCUGACUGAAUUAUGUAACACCUGAAACUUUAUAUUUAGCCUGUGUGAGACUCCCAUUUCAAAGCCUGAAAUUCUAACCAGCAAGUCCUCAACUUCAUCCUUGAGCCAGUCUUGUUUCCCAGAUGUUAAGGAGACCCCAACGGAGAAGUGACAGACAUUGAAGCUGGCCAUUGUCCUCUGAACUUGAACUCAGGGCUUCAGGCCUUACUUUGUUCCCAGCAGGAGCCUGUCAAAUGUACUAUGGUCUUCUGUCCAUGGACAGCAUGAGCUUGUUGAGAGGGGCGGGGGCAGUGAUAGUCAAAACUAUAUUUUGUAAAAUUGGGAAAACAUUUGAGAAAGUUUGUUUAUUUUUCUGUUACAUUUAUUCUGCUGUCCCUCCAAGAAACUCAGGGCAGGUCUUUUGGGCGUUAGUUACCGCCCUUUUAUCUUCCCUAUUGUCCUGUGAGAUGGUUUGAGCUGUUUCCCCCCUCAAAGUUACUAAAAACAGCUUUGUGGCCCAGGUCUCUGGGCGAGUGGGAGCAUUUCUGCCCUCAUGGAAGCUUUUUUGGAAGAGGACGGCCUGGCCUUUCUGUUCUUGCAUCAUUAUCCCCUCUAUUCUGAGGUCACAUUCACACCAUACAUUUAAAGUACCCUGAUACCACUUUAAACAGUCAUGGCUUCCCCCAAAGGAUUCUGGGAGCUGCAGUUUGUGAAGGGUGCCGAGGGCUGUUUGGAAACCCCUGUACCCUUCAAAGAGCUACAGAAUUCCCUGUGAAGAGGGAUCAGUCGUUAAAUGACAUCUGGCGGCCAUUUUGUAUGAGCCACCGGUCCAACUGAGGAAGCAAGAUCCGUGCCAGCAAUGGGGAACCUGUGGCCUUCCAGAUGUUGCUGGAGUCCAGCUCCCCACAGCCCUGGGGGACAUAGCUGUCAGGGAUGAUGGGAGUUGUAGUCCAGCAACAUACUGAGGGCCGUGAGCUCCCCAUUCCCAGUCUAAACCAUUAAGGGCAAUGAGUGAAAGGAAGGAAGGAAAGUGUAAAUAUAGCUAGUUUGCAUGAUGUUUAAACAAACAGGAAAAGCAAAUCUCUUCCCACAAAGGGGCAAAAUGUCACCUCCUCUUAGUUUCUUUACUUUCUGUUCCUUUCAGGCCAAAUGGAACUAUUGCAUUUGACUCACAUCUUGAACAGGGGGUUGUGGAGGAAAUGAAUGAGGCUGACGCGUGGCAUAUUUUCUUUAUUGCCUUUAAAAGAAACUGCUGUUUGGGGAGGGACUCGUCUGGGUCAGGAUAUUGGAGAUGGGGUAGGGAAAGAAAAUUCUUCCUGGGCAAGAGUUUUAAAAGCGUUCUUUGGAAUAUAUAUAUAUAUAUAUAUAUAUAUAUAUAUAUAUUUAUAUGUAUUGUGCUGAGCAUCAACUCCCACGCCCCUUAUUAAAAACUAAUUGGCUUUAGUCAAAAGGAGUCUUUCCCACAAGUGGAACUCCCUUUUAAUGACUCCCCCCCCCAAAAAAAAAGCCCAAAUGAAACCCCUCCGAGAUUCAUUUAUUUUUUAUUAACAGAGUGGAAAGUUUCUUAGAAAUGAAGUUAGAUGGAAAUGCUAAUAUUUGUCAUAGGGAUAUACCUAUCAUAAAAGACAGGAGAGAGAGGACAUCGGUGACACCCCAUUGCAAUUCACGUGUUUAUUCAGAAAUGAGCCCCGCAGUGUUCAAUGCAGGUGAGCCGGGUUCCACCCAACAUUGUGGGUGCCCAGUGUGCAUGUGUGACUAGGAGGUAGUGUCUUAUAUGGGUGCCAGAGGGCUAGGCUGUGGCAGAAGUAGGGAGCCUGUGGCCUUUCAGAUUUUGUGAGACUACAGUUCCCAUCAUUGUAGCCAUUGGCCAUGCUGGCUGGGGCUGAUGGGAGCUGGAGUACAGCAUCAUCUGGAAGGCAACAGGUUCUCCAUCUCUGGUCUGUGCUAAGAUACAAAAUAGCAUUUUGAGCUUCUGUGUUUGUAGAAAAACUCAAGUCAGACCACUGGUCCAUCUAGCCAGCCAGUAUCAUUUACCAACAGGAAAUGGCACUGGCUGGUCUGUAUGGUUCUUUCCCAGCCUGGCUUCCUUAGGUCCAUUUUCAAAGCUGGAGAUACCAGGAACCGUUCAUCUGCUGAAGCCUCUGUUCAACCCCUGAGCAAAGGGUCUUCUCACGUUUUAUGCUUCAGUUAAUGGCUGGGUGCUACUUGGCUUAUAUGCGCAUGGUCUUCCGUGAUUACAAAAGGUGUAGUCAGAUCCGGGUGCCCUUCUGUGAUGAUUUAAAAAGAAACGAUAAUAAUUCUGCUCCAAGGUGACAAAAAUUCCGCAAUGACAAAAAGGUGGAUUCUGCAACCUGAAUAAAAUUAUUCAAAUAUGCAUGGUU
Messenger RNA from Podarcis lilfordi (Lilford's wall lizard), 9269 nucleotides. NCBI's taxonomy places the organism in Eukaryota, Metazoa, Chordata, Lepidosauria, Squamata, Lacertidae. The record is from the annotation of a GenBank genome assembly.